AUGCUAUCAAGAACUGUAUCAAAGGUAGCUUGUGCUCGUCCGGUAUGGAGAAGAUUAUAUGCAAAUUCUUCAAAUAACGUGAGAUCUUCUGAAUCUACACCAGAAGUGGAGCCCAAAAUCAACAGGUUUGCCAAACAAUACGCCAAGCAAGGUCAAACUCGAAAUCAGUUACAAAAAGAAACGAAUCGUCAGACUCAAAGAAAUCCAAAUGCAUUCAAUGAAGCCUCUAGUAAAAACAGCAGAAACUACAAUAAACAAACUUCGGUAAAACAGGAUUUAGAGAAAUUAAAGCAAAAUCGUUCUCAGCAAGUACAUUCUGGACAGGAAAAGGUUUCAAAACCUAGCUCAGCCAAUUUGGGUUCGCGUGCUACUUCACAAGCACGGACUUCUGUGCUGCCAUCUGUACCUCGUAAGCGGAUACAGCCAAAGAAACUCAGAAAAACAGUUAAGAAAUUGGUUAAGAUACAGCUUCCCCCUUUUAUCACUGCUUCCAACCUAGCUACAAUUAUGCAUGUACCCCUUAACGAUGUUUUUAGAAAAUUGGAGGGUUUGGGGUUUGAAGAUAUCAGACAUAACUAUAUUUUGGAUAGGGAGAAUGCUGCAAUGGUGGCAGAUGAAUAUGGUAUUGAGGUUGAUGUCAAGGAUGAGAGUGGUGACGAUUUAUUUCCCGCGCCAGUUAAACCAGAUUUACUAGAGGAAAGGCCACCAGUUGUCACCAUCAUGGGACAUGUUGAUCAUGGGAAGACUACUAUCCUUGACUACUUGAGAAAAUCGUCUAUAGUAUCACAAGAGUUUGGUGGUAUUACUCAGCAUAUAGGUGCUUUCUCUGUGACAACUCCAAAGUCGAAAAAGAGAAUCACUUUUUUGGAUACACCUGGACAUGCUGCGUUUUUGAAAAUGAGAGAAAGAGGUGCCAUAAUUACUGAUAUUGUUAUCUUGGUGGUUGCAGCAGAUGAUUCUGUUAUGCCUCAAACCAUUGAAGCCAUCAAACACGCUAAAAAGUCUGGUGUGCCAAUGAUUGUAGCAAUAAACAAAUGUGAUAAACCAGGAGUCAAAAUUGAGAAAGUUUUGAGUGACCUUUCACUGCACAAUGUGGAUAUAGAAGACUAUGGCGGUGAAACACAAACAGUACAAGUUUCGGGAAAAACUGGCUUAAAUAUGGAUAAAUUGGAAGAAGCAGUCAUAACUUUGAGUGAAAUGUAUGAUUUUAAAGCUGAACCGAAGGGAAUCCAUGCAGAAGGGUGGAUUAUCGAAUCAGAGGUGGUCAAGGGAAUGGGUAAUGUUGCAACAGUAUUAGUUCGAAGAGGCUCUUUGAAAAAUGGUGAUAUUAUUGUGGCUGGUAAAACAUUUUGUAAAAUAAGAGGAAUGAAAGACGAAAAUGGAAAAAUGGUUAAAUUAGCAGGACCAUCAACACCGGUGAGGAUUUGGGGCUGGAAAGAUUUACCUGACAGUGGGGAUCAGAUUUUACAGGCAAAUUCCGAACAGAUCGCAAAGAAAGUAAUUGAUCAUCGUAUUACCAGAUCACAAGAGAUCCAGGCAACCAGAGACAUUGAAGAUAUUAAUGUGAAACGAUUAGAGGAAAUAAAAGAGGCUGAGCGAUUGGAGAAAAUUGCCGAAUUGAAGAAAGCCGGUUUGGAUACCAGUACAUUGGAAAAAGCUGAACAGGACAAAAAGUCUAUAAAAUGUAAUUAUAUUGUGAGGUCUGACGUGUUUGGAUCAGCAGAGGCAAUUAAAGAGAGCAUUGAUGGAUUGGGCAACGAAGAAGUUGAGUCUGUUGUUAUAUCUCAUGAAGCCGGCCCUCCAACAGACAGUGAUAUUGAACUUGCUAAAACUUUUGGUGCUACUAUUUUCUGUUUUAAUAUGAAAGUACCAAAGCCUAUUGCUGUUCGUGCUGACAAAGAAAAAGUUAAAGUUAAAGAGCAUAAUAUUAUUUAUAGGUUGAUUGAAGACGUUACGGAUGAAUUAAGUUCUCAUUUGAAACCAAGGGUAGAAAUCAAAACCUUGGGUGAAGUGGAUAUAAAAGAUGUGUUUGUGGUAACUGUUAAAAAGCAGAAAGUCAAGAUUGCUGGUUGCAAAGUUGCAACAGGAUCCAUAGAAAGUUCAUCGCAAGUGAAGGUAUUACGUAAUGGUGUAGAGGUUUACUGCGGCAAAUUAUCGUCUUUGAAACAUGUUAAGGAUGACAUCACUGAAGCUACAAAGGGCAAAGAUUGUGGUAUAGCAUUUGAGAAAUGGCAAGAUUUUGAAGCAGGGGAUAAGAUACAGGUUUAUGAAGAAAUCCUACAUAAAAGAUACUUGUAA
Molecule: messenger RNA, 2298 nt
Organism: Candida dubliniensis CD36
Lineage: Eukaryota; Fungi; Ascomycota; Pichiomycetes; Serinales; Debaryomycetaceae
Gene: IFM1
Product: translation initiation factor 2
Exons: 1
Coding region: 1-2298 (765 amino acids)
Biological process (GO): translational initiation
Molecular function (GO): GTPase activity; translation initiation factor activity; GTP binding
Source: RefSeq, a predicted model, not a curated record